GUCAGUCAACACGUAUAGUACGGCAAGUAAGGUUCGAUCACAAAAAAAAUUUGUAGCUGAUUUUAAGCAAAAUAAGAUUCUUGACUACUCCGAAGCGAGAAUGAGCUUUAAAAGUUCUCAUAAACUAAAGCCAAAUUGGCUUUCCCGUUCUAAGAAAUACAAACUGUCGGACCCAUCAAUGAUUAUACGCGAUAUCAGACAAGAGAGAGCUCUGCAACAAAAGUUUUUAAGCGACACUCGUUCAAUGACAGAUUUGAUGCAGCAGUUACUUAAUGGCAACAUACUCCACGGCGACGUUAUUAGUUCGCAUUUUUUGGAAUUUCCGAAAUCUAGAUGUGUGCAUUUUGAGUUCUGUCCCGAAAUAGAGAGGAGAAGAACUACAAAAAUCUAUAAUAUGCGACGUUCUGUGCAGAGAGCAUUAGAAUAUAUUGUACAAAAUUCAAUUGUAAGACCGAAAAUUGAAGACGAUGUCGAGGAAUCGCAGAUGGAAAUAAAUAAUGGAUGUGGUGCAGUAGUUAUUGACACGAUUGCUGCUGCUUUUGAAAAUUCGAAAGAUGUUAAUUUGACUGACAAGCGUGACUAAAUCAAAAACGAUUCGAAAAAUGAAAAGCAAAAUUUCUGUUGUUAAUCUAUGCAUGCUAAAAUAAAAAAAAAAAUGCCCCUUGC
This is a messenger RNA of Drosophila melanogaster (fruit fly), 666 nucleotides long. RefSeq lists its product as uncharacterized. The coding region runs from base 101 to 583 and encodes 160 amino acids. The transcript has 2 exons. NCBI's taxonomy places the organism in Eukaryota, Metazoa, Arthropoda, Insecta, Diptera, Drosophilidae. The record is from RefSeq and is marked reviewed.